UCCUGCUUUUCCCCCUCUUUCAUUCCUUUUGCCUUCCUUUCUUUUUUCCCCCUCUCUUCCCCUAGCAGCAACUCCAGAGCCGAGAGACCGCGUCCCGGGACGGACUGCCUUUUCUUAAUUGAUACAAUAGCCCAGCUCGGGUUUUCCACCUCCUCCCCCAACCCCACCCCGCCUCACCCCUCCCGCCCGCUGCCGCCGCCGCCGCCGCCGCCACCGCCGCCCCAUCGCCCGCCCGGGGCUCUGUCGCCGGCUGCGUCCCGUCCCGGCCGCGGCCCGCCAGCUCCGCAUCCGCGCUCGGGCCGCAGCGCCCGCCUCGCCGCCCCGCCGCCUCGCCCGCCGCGCCCGCCGCUCCUGCCUCAGGGGUGCCGCGGCGGCUCUGGGGCUCGAGCGCGCCGCCUGGGGCAGCCCAGGGACAUUUGGGCUCCGGCCUCUCCACUCGCCUCAGCCAGGGAGCUUUCUCCCUCGCCCCCAAAGUUUCUGGGUUCGUUGGAAUUUUUGGAUUCAGGAUUUUUUUUUAAAUUCUUUUUUUACAUAGGAAUUUUGGGGCCAUACUGCAAUACUUUUGACAAAUCGACCGCACUUCCUCUCCGCUAGCUCUCUGUCCCCUUCUUUUUUUCCGAGCAGGGAAAGGGGCUUAGGAGAGAGAGGCUCCCUCUGGACAAAGUUUUCCAAAGUUUUCCGAGUGUGAUGGUAGCGGGGAGAGCAAACCCACCAGCUUGACUCACGGCUUCAUCUCACCACCCCUUGAGCAGCCCCUAAGCCCGCUAUAAAGGAACAAACAAACAAACAAACAAACAAAGUUACACCCCAGUCGCCUCGUGUCUCCUCUCUUCUUUUAGGCAAUUUUUUUUCCUCCCUCUCUCCGCUCCCCUCGCAGCCUCCAUUCCCCUUCCCUCGGCCCCUUCCUCCUCAUUCUCUGUUUCGGCUGGAGGUGCCAGGACCCCCGGCCGCAGCCUCCCCUCCCCCGCCGCUCCGGUCCCCUCCCGUCUGGCCCUCCCCUCCCCCGCCGCGGCCAGCACAGCCAAUCCCCCGAGCGGCCGCCAACAUGCUCUUUGAGGGCUUGGAGCUGGUGUCGGCGCUGGCCACCCUCGCCGCGUGCCUGGUGUCCGUGACGCUGCUGCUGGCCGUGUCGCAGCAGCUGUGGCAGCUGCGCUGGGCCGCCACUCGCGACAAGAGCUGCAAGCUGCCCAUCCCCAAGGGAUCCAUGGGCUUCCCGCUCAUCGGAGAGACCGGCCACUGGCUGCUGCAGGGUUCUGGCUUCCAGUCGUCGCGGAGGGAGAAGUAUGGCAACGUGUUCAAGACGCACUUGUUGGGGCGGCCGCUGAUACGCGUGACCGGCGCGGAGAACGUGCGUAAGAUCCUCAUGGGCGAGCACCACCUCGUGAGCACCGAGUGGCCUCGCAGCACGCGCAUGUUGCUGGGCCCCAACACGGUGUCCAAUUCCAUUGGCGACAUCCACCGCAACAAGCGCAAGGUCUUCUCCAAGAUCUUCAGCCAUGAGGCCCUGGAGAGUUACCUGCCCAAGAUCCAGCUGGUGAUCCAGGACACACUGCGUGCCUGGAGCAGCCACCCCGAGGCCAUCAACGUGUACCAGGAGGCGCAGAAACUGACCUUCCGCAUGGCCAUCCGGGUGCUGCUGGGCUUCAGCAUCCCCGAGGAGGACCUUGGGCACCUAUUUGAGGUCUACCAGCAGUUUGUGGAGAAUGUCUUCUCCCUGCCUGUUGACCUGCCCUUCAGUGGCUAUCGGCGGGGCAUUCAGGCUCGGCAGACCCUGCAGAAGGGGCUGGAGAAGGCCAUCCGGGAGAAGCUGCAGUGCACGCAGGGCAAGGACUACUCGGACGCCCUGGACCUCCUCAUUGAGAGCAGCAAGGAGCACGGGAAGGAGAUGACCAUGCAGGAGCUGAAGGACGGGACCCUGGAGCUGAUCUUUGCAGCCUAUGCCACCACGGCCAGCGCCAGCACCUCACUCAUCAUGCAGCUGCUGAAGCACCCCACCGUGCUGGAGAAGCUGCGGGAGGAGCUGCGGGCUCAUGGCAUGCUGCACAGCAGUGGCUGCCCCUGCGAGGGCGCACUGCGCCUGGACACGCUCAGCGGGCUGCGCUACCUGGACUGCGUCAUCAAGGAAGUCAUGCGCCUGUUCACGCCCAUUUCCGGGGGCUACCGCACUGUGCUGCAGACCUUCGAGCUCGAUGGUUUCCAGAUCCCCAAAGGCUGGAGUGUCAUGUACAGCAUCCGGGACACCCACGACACAGCGCCUGUGUUCAAAGACGUGAAUGUGUUCGACCCCGAUCGCUUCAGCCAGGCGCGGAGCGAGGACAAGGACGGCCGCUUCCAUUACCUCCCAUUCGGUGGCGGUGUCCGGACCUGCCUGGGCAAGCACCUGGCCAAGCUGUUCCUGAAGGUGCUGGCGGUGGAGCUGGCCAGCACCAGCCGCUUUGAGCUGGCCUCGCGGACCUUCCCCCGCAUCACCUUGGUCCCUGUCCUGCACCCCGUGGACGGCCUCAGCGUCAAGUUCUUUGGCCUGGACUCCAACCAGAACAAGAUCCUGCCGGAGACAGAGGCCAUGCUGAGCGCCACAGUCUAACCCAAGGCCCACCUGCCUCAGCCCAGCCCAGGCAGCGGGGUGGUGGUGGUGGGAGGUAGAAACCUGUGUGUGGGAGGGGGCCGGAAUGGGGAGGGCAAGUGGCCCCCAUACUUGCCCUUCCCUGCCCCCCCUCCCUGGCAAACCGUACCCAAAGCCAGUGGGCCCCAUCCUUCCUAGGGCCGUGCUCCACUUCUGGCUCCCGGUUCCCUCCAGCCACUCCCCAUUUCCCAUCAGCUCAGCCCCUGGGAAGGGCGUGGUGGGGGCUCUGCAUGCCCGUGACAGUGUUUGGUGUCAGCGCGUGCUACAGUAUUCUUGUGAUGUUCUGAAAUGCUCCCUUCCCUCCGUUCCUUUUGGACCCUUUUAGCUGGAGCCCGGGGACGGGAAGAGCGGUGCCCCCUUUGGUGCACUCUUCAGCGCCUCCCUCUGCUGCGCCCCCACUGCAUCUGCCCAGGAGCAGCAUCCUGGGUAGCAGAACAGGAGUCAACCUUGGCAGGGUGGGGGCUGCCUCCAACCUGGAGACUGCCCUUCCCUGUGCCCCGUUCCCACCCUGCCUCACCGGUUUGAACAUUUGAAAUUACCUAUUGCUGCUACUUGUUCUGUCCUCCGACCUUGGGGCAAAGGAGCCCCAGGCCCUGUCUCCCCAGCAUCCUCCCUGGUGGCCCUGGGCAGGUGCACUGACACCCCCACCUUCCCAUCCCCUGCUGAACCGGGCCCUGUUACACACAUGGGCCUGAGGCCCACGGCUCAUGUGCUACUUACCCCCAUAUUUAUUCACUGAUAGAGAAUCUUGGGGAUGCUGGGGUCUGGAGCGAACAUCUCCUCCCCUUCACGCCCUAGCCUGUGUUCCAGCUGUCUUGGCAAGACUUCUGUGAGUGAAGACGAAGGGGUCUGUGGUCAAACCCAGCCCCCGGGCCUAGGGUUGAAAGCCUUCCCCGGCUCCAGGCAUUAUUUGGGUUUAAUCUUGGAGGCUCACUCCUGGGCUGAAUGAAGUCCAGUGCCUCUGCCUUGUCCCUGGUGGAGAUGGGACAUGGCCCAUUGCCCCCUCCCUCUCCUGUCAAAAACCCUGAUCAGGUAGAUUUGGAGGCGGCCGCCAGUUCCUGCUUGGCCCCUGUUCACCCCAGUGCCCCUGACUCCAGUGCAUCAGUUUGGGGAAGGAUACGGGUUCUUCUGACGGGGAGCCAGAGCCUCCGUCUUCCCUUCCUUAACCCUCCCCCUUUGCCCUCCACCCUGUAAAAGGUGUCCUUGAAGUCCCUUCCACCUCUAUGCCACUGUCUGCUUAGCCCAGCUCAGGGGUGGGGAAGAGGCGAAAGCGUGGGGGAGGUGAGUGCAGCGGCAGUUCUGCCUCGGAGCUGACUCCAGGGCCCUGUGUGGUCUCCGGACAGCUGCGGGAAGGCUGCUGCAGCUAGAGCUGACGAGGCGGCUAUGUGCAGUUUGUCAGGGGGAUUGGGUUGAAAACUGGCCAGUCAGGAUGACUGGGCGAAAGAGGAGUAGCUCCUACCACUGGCGUUUUGAGUGUUGGCAAUUUGGGGUGCCUCCUGGGGAUGCUGUGGGGGCCUUUGGUGAGUCUCUAAGCAAUUGUGUCUGUUUUCAGAUUUCCCUUGCCUUUGUGUUUCUCUAUUGGUUUUUGAAACAUCAAAAACCAAUUUGGUUUUGUAAAAGCAAUGAAUCUUCUUUACAAGAAAAUCGAAAACACAGAAGAAUGAAGGACAUGCCAGUCCCCGAUUGCUGCUGUGAGCACCUCAGCGGCUCCCUCCAACCAGAUACCGUAGGCAGCCCCACAGACUGAGCCUGGCCCCACUCACCGCCACCUUGACGAUGGACUAUAGGAACGGGCCCAUACCACACAGACUGCUCUCCAAUCCCCGAGUCUCAGAUGUUUCAUUUAUUUCCUACUUUUCCACUACUAAAAAACAGUGUGGAACAGACAUUAUUGGCAAAAUUGAUCAUCCCCAAUCCUGAAAAACAGGCCGGAAUGGGUAAAGACUUGUCAAAGCUUGCAACAUAGCUACAUGGUGCACCCGAACCUGUACCCACCCAUUCCCCCAACACAAAACGAGUGUCUGGAAGGUUCAUUUGCCUUUAAACUGAUCCAGCUGGCCCUAAACCAAUUGUUUUUGACUGAGUAUCUAGGAGAGCAGUAAGUGGAACUUCAGACAACAAACCCACUGGGUCUGGUCCAGGUGACGGGCAGGAGGCAUGGGGCUGGGAGGUCUCAGGGGCCUUGCCUGGGGGUGGCCAGCCUGGUAGGGGCAGAGAAGGAAAAGCUGAGGGGGGUUCCUGUGAGGGAGGAAAGAAGGAUCAUUUGCCCCGCUGGGUAUCAAAGGCAAUGAGAAGAGAGCCGAAGAAAGCUCUGGCUGGCUGACAGGACCCCUGUGUUGUAAUUGGUCCCUCCUUUCAGCUCUCUGGUGAGAUUCCCGUGUCUGUGUGUGCGUGUGUGUUUCAUAGAGCUAGCGUUAGAUGGGUGAUGUUUCUUACUUAUCAUCCCUAACUAUUGUAACUUGACCUUAAAAAGACAAAACCCCACAAAACUCUUCCUGCCACGGGCUUGCAGAUUGAAGCACUUUCGAUGUUGGGCGCUGGCGUUUGUGUUCUGGGCACCACCGUGACCCUGCCCAGAUGGCUAUAUUAUUUUAUACACAAACAUGUUUUUCAUAAAUGUUAUAAUUUUGUGUCUGUCUUUAUAAACUAUUAUAAGUGCUAUUUUUGUUAUAAUUCAAAAUAGAUAUUUAGUAUAAAGUUUUUGCUGUUAAAUAUUUGUUAUUUAGUAAAAUAUGAAUUUUGUUCUAUUGUAAACAUGGUUCAAAAUAUUAAUAUGUUUUUAUCACAGUCGUUUUAAUAUUGAAAAAGCACUUGUGUGUUUUGUUUUGAUAUGAAACUGGUACCGUGUGAGUGUUUUUGCUGUCGUGGUUUUAAUCUGUAUAUAAUAUUCCAUGUUGCAUAUUAAAAAAAUGAAUGUUGUGCAUUUUGUGAUUUUGGAAAUACUCAAUGUGGCUCUUUUAUAGGCUUCUAUAAUAAACCGUGGGGACUCGC
This is a messenger RNA of Rhinopithecus roxellana (golden snub-nosed monkey), 5614 nucleotides long. Its product is annotated as cytochrome P450 26B1. The coding region runs from base 1046 to 2584 and encodes 512 amino acids. Gene Ontology annotation, biological process: sterol metabolic process. The record is from RefSeq and is a predicted model, not a curated record. NCBI's taxonomy places the organism in Eukaryota, Metazoa, Chordata, Mammalia, Primates, Cercopithecidae. Gene Ontology annotation, molecular function: oxidoreductase activity, acting on paired donors, with incorporation or reduction of molecular oxygen; monooxygenase activity; heme binding. The transcript has 6 exons.